AUGAAUGGAAUGCAUAGGUUAAAUGGAAUUGAAGAAGAAGAAAAAGAUCUGAUCAAAGGAAUGAUUAACCUUGAUCAAUCCAAAAGGCCAGAUUCCAAAAAAGUUAUGGUACAUCCAUACUUUUGGCCAGCAUCAAAGUGUGCUGAAUUUUUAUCAGCUGUGUCUGAUAAAAUUGAUGAUGAGAGAAACCCAUCAUCCGAUUUAUUUAAAAAAUUGGAAAAAGAUGGUUGUGCUGUAUUUGAAUCACCACCAUCACCAACUCCCAGACCAUUUAAGAAGGGUAGUUGGAGGUGA
Messenger RNA from Entrophospora sp. SA101, 294 nucleotides. The record is from the annotation of a GenBank genome assembly. NCBI's taxonomy places the organism in Eukaryota, Fungi, Glomeromycota, Glomeromycetes, Entrophosporales, Entrophosporaceae.